AUGGGAAGACCUAAACGGCACAAAUGUUUGAGGUGUGGGAAAACGUUUGCUUCCCAGUCACUUCUUUUAGUUCACCACAGAGUCCACACUGGGGAGAAACCCUACAGUUGUCCAGAAUGUGGAAAAUGCUUUUCUCAGCAGCCUCAUCUCGUGAACCACCAGAGACUUCACACAGGAGAGAAACCUUACAAAUGCAUGGAGUGUGAGAAGUGUUUUGCUGAUCCUUCUUCCUUGGUGAAACACCGGAGAGUCCACACGGGCGAGAAACCCUACAAAUGCAUGGAGUGCGGAAAAUGUUUCGCUUUUGGCUCAGGCCUCGUGGCACACAACAGAAUCCACACUGGAGAGAAGCCCUAUGCGUGUUCAGAGUGUGGGAAAUGUUUCAGCUCCCGGUCCCAGCUUGUGAAACACCAGAGGGUUCAUACAGGGGAGAGAAGCUACAAAUGCAUGGAGUGUGGGAAAUGUUUUGCUGUCAAAUAUACCUUAGAGAUCCACCAGAGAGUCCACACGGGAGAGAAGCCCUAUAAAUGCACUGAGUGUGGGAAGUGUUUUGCUUACCACUCGUCUUGUAUGAAACACCAGAGAAUUCACACUGGAGAGAAACCUUACCAAUAUCCCGAAUGCGGGAAAUGUUUUUCUCAUCAGCCAGAUCUUAAGAUCCAUAAGCGAGUCCACACCAGAGAGAAACCCUAUCAGUGCUUGGAGUGUGGAAAAUGUUUUGGUUAUAAAUUCUAUCUUGUGGACCAUCACAGACUCCACACCGGAGAGAAACCCCACACGUGUGUGCAGUGUGGCAAGUGUUUUGCUCGCUAUUCUGAACUUAUGCAGCAUCAACGAGCGCACACUGGAGAAAAACCUUACAAAUGCUCAGAGUGUGACAAGUGUUUUGCACAAAGCUCAGCGUUCGUGACGCACCAGAGAGUUCACACGGGGGAGAAGCCGUAUAAAUGCUUGGAGUGUGGGAAAAGCUUUCCUCAGUACUCAAACUUAGCUACACACAAGAGAAGAGUUCAUACGGGAGAGAAACCCUAUAAAUGCCUCGAGUGCAGGAAAUGUUUUGCACAGCAGUCGUGUCUUGUGAUUCAUCACAAGAUGCAUACAGGAGAGAAACCAUAUCAGUGCCCUGAAUGUGGGAAAAGGUUCAGUCAGCAUGGACAUCUUGUGAUUCACCAGAAGGUCCACUCGGGAGAGAAACAGUUCAAGUGCUUGGAGUGUGGGAAAUGUUUCACUCACAAGUCAGCUUUGGUCAACCAUCACAGGGUGCAUACGGGAGAGAAACCCUAUAAAUGCCUCGAGUGCGGGAAAUGUUUUGCACAUCACUCGAGUCUUGUGACUCAUGGACGGGUGCAUACGGGAGAGAAAGCCUAUCAGUGCCCUGAGUGUGGGAAACGGUUCAAUCAACACGGUCAUCUUGUGAUUCACCAGAAGGUCCACAUAGGAGGCAAACGGAACCAGACUAAGCCAAAGAAAACCCAUACGAAUGAGAGGCGCUCUGGUAAGCUGGUUGGCGCGAAUUUCCUCUCCCAAGGGUGGAAAACAGCAAAGCCGUCGCACAGGAAAGAGGAUGGUAUGAGCGGCCAAAGAAGUUGUGCCGGGCAGAAUUGUUCAUUUGUCACAGAAGCCAUGCCGAAAGGUGCCACCAGGACAGCAGAAGGUUCACGCAAAGAGACAAGUCUCAGAUUCACGAUAACCGUUUUGAAAGGGCCUCUGAAGAAAUUGCAUGCAGGGAGUUAA
Molecule: messenger RNA, 1734 nt
Organism: Elgaria multicarinata webbii
Lineage: Eukaryota; Metazoa; Chordata; Lepidosauria; Squamata; Anguidae
Product: zinc finger protein OZF-like
Exons: 3
Coding region: 1-1734 (577 amino acids)
Biological process (GO): regulation of transcription by RNA polymerase II
Cellular component (GO): nucleus
Molecular function (GO): DNA-binding transcription factor activity, RNA polymerase II-specific
Source: RefSeq, a predicted model, not a curated record